AUGCUCUUUCCUGGCGGGCUCAUGCGCGUGGGUGGCCGCCACCUGCGCGGCAGCAAGCUGCUGCCGCUGCUGCAACGCCGCCUCGCGCUCGCCGUGGGGACGAACCGCUUCAGCCGCCAGGUGGUGGCGCUGGCGGCGGUGCUGUGCGCGCUGCUGGCGCUGAACGUGCUCUUCUACCUCUUCGGCGGCAUCUCCAUCGAGUUUGUCACCGACGACCCGCUCCCCGACCUCCCCUCGCUCUGGCGCGGCGACGCGCAGCCGCCCCCGCGCGGGCGGCAGUGCGCUGCGUGGCUGGCGGAGGUGGACCCCACGGGCGCGGGGAGCGAGCAGCGCGACUGGCAGCGCCAGCCCGUGGUGGUGGCGGCGGGGGAGAACAGGCGCGUGCAGGGCUGCGCCGUCGGCUGCCUCUUCACGCGCGCUCCUCCGGACCAUGACGCCUGCGAUGCCGCUGUGGUAGCCUCGCCAGCACCAGGAGCAGGGGAGGCGGGCACUGGAGCAGAGGAGGGGGAAGGGGGAGGGUCAGCAGCGCCACCGGGGGUGGCAGAGGAGGGGGGGGCGGCGUGUGGGUACGCGGUGGUGUGGCAGCGCGGGCCCAGGGGCGCCGUGGUGAUGCCCAACGCAUCUAGAGUGGUGGCCAUGACCAGCAGCCUCAGCUCGGAUGUCCCCCUUGGGCAGCCAUCAUGGAGGGACCAUGCGUUUAUGGAUCCGCCCACUCCCAAGCAUGCGUCGCCUGCCAUUGUGGCCGUGCUCACCCACCCCUGCUCCAGCCUGCAACUCAAGCUGGACUUCAUAGCACAGGUGGAGCGGCAGGGUGUGGCCGUGCAGGCACUGGGCCCCUGCCUGCCCGCCUCUGACCCCGGCCACGCCUCGCCGGCAGUGCUGCAGCGGCGGCUGUGCGACCACCGCUUUGCGCUGCUGUUUGAGGAGCUGGCGCCGCUGCACGUCAUGUCGCCACACUUCUGGGCUGCGCUGGCGUGCGGCACCGUGCCCCUCGUGGUGGCCAAGGGCAGCAUCGCGCUCUUCUCCCCCGCUGACAACGCCUUCCUGCAGGUGGGGCGGGGGGACGAGGUGCGGCAGGUGGGGGAGUGGGCGGGGUAUCUGCAGCAGUCACAGCGGGCCUACAGCGACAUGACGCGCUGGAAGGCCGACGUGCCCUCCGAUGCCUUCCUCGCCCUCCUCGACCUCUCCAUCGUCCCGCCGCACUGCCGCCUCUGCAUCCACCUCGCCACCAAGCAACUGGUGGCGUGGGAUGAGAGCAGCACGCGGAAGGUGUGUCGGUGCUGGGAGGAGGGCACCAACACCACCCUCUACCACCUCUACGUGCGCGAGCGCGGCACCUUCGCCUUCCACUCCCUCUUCCUCAAGUCAUCGGAGCUCACCAUGGCGCACCUAGUGCGGGCCAUCUACCGCCUCUACCACCGCCUCGACUACCGCCCGCUCUGGCACGGCCACCGCCCCGACGCGCUGUCCGCAGGCGGGGCGGCAGCGGUGCGCGUGCUGCGCGUGUACCCGGUGGAGUCAUCCCAGGAGAUGGUGCUGCACGGGUCGGGGGCCUUCCGCCGCGACCGCCAGCUGCAAGAUUUUGUGGAAGCCACUCCGUGCCCGCGCCUGGAAGUGAUCCUCGUGUGA
Closterium sp. Naga37s-1 is the source of this 1629-nucleotide messenger RNA. Lineage: Eukaryota; Viridiplantae; Streptophyta; Zygnematophyceae; Desmidiales; Closteriaceae. The record is from the annotation of a GenBank genome assembly.